Marchantia polymorpha subsp. ruderalis is the source of this 4286-nucleotide messenger RNA. Lineage: Eukaryota; Viridiplantae; Streptophyta; Marchantiopsida; Marchantiales; Marchantiaceae. The record is from the annotation of a GenBank genome assembly.
ACUGCAACGGAAGCCGUCCUACAGUCCCCUCCAGCGUGCUGCGUGCUCAGAGUGUGAGCUCCGGGAUACCAUCUUCGAUCGAGUUUUGGGACAUGUUCGAUUUCGAUCGUGUAGUUGUGGACCAAAUGUUGAUAAUGAGUUACUGCAAGUUCGGGUUGGUUUAGCCUGAGCGAUUGUACCAUGUACGGAGGUUCUGCUCGUUGUACCAGGAGCUUUCAAAUGCAGCCAGAGAUGGAAAUAAGAGAUUUGGUUCAAUUGUGGAUUCUGAAUUGGUCACGAUCAACGACUUGUCGCUGAAGGAGGAGAUGGAUUUCUCGACAAUUUGACAAUGUGAAUUCAUGCCAGUGCAAGCAUGGAUAAGUUUGUCGUUCGCGCGACGGACCCUUCUGAUCUGCCUCCAGGCAAUCAACUGUCCAUCAGACCGGAGCGACCAUGGUGCUCUACAACGGGGUGUAAAAAGAGAGUGACAUUGCUGUCUGCGUACGAAAUUCAUGGCAGAAUUUUGCCCGCCUUUAAGCCUUUUCUCACUAGACUUAUGCUCAGUUCAUACUCAGAGUUUGCAGCCCUCAAUCAGGAUCAGAAACAUCCAAGUUGGUUUCCUUCUCGACAACCUCGCACUAACGUCAUCAGCCCCUUCGUCACGACUAUUGACUUUGAUUCAAAGGGAAUCUAUCUAGCCUCCGGAAAUAAUGCUGGCCGGCUCUUUAUCCAUGAGUUUGAAACUUUAUAUUGCAACGCUGAAAAAGGUUCAGAUCAAAGUAGGGCUCUCUAUCUCCGCUGCUUUCCAGUGGACAAGGCAGUUCAAGCAGUAAGGUGGAACCCGUCAAACGAGGAUGAAGUAAGAGAAUCAACGAGUAUAAAGUUGGAGGCCUAAAUUCCUGUAUUCUGCUGACUUCUCUUGUUUUGGUUUUGGUAUUGUACGAUUCUCUAGAAUCAGUAAGUCGAAAUGGGAGAGAGCAGUGCUAUUUUUUUUCUUGCAAAUCAACCUUUCUUCGGUGAAUUGGAAUUCUUCAUCAUCCUUCUUGUAUAUGGAACUUGCAUGUGUCAAGUAAUUUUUUGUCAUGUGUUUCAGGUGGCUUGUGUAACAACUGGGAGUAAUCUAGUAUACUUCUAUGACGUAGCAUGCGAAACCUUUUUACCGUCAGAGGUGUCUUAUCUCAACCAUAACAAAGAGGGAAACCACAAGAAUCUUCGUUUGCCCAUUUAUCAUGGCAUACACUUCUUUGCAGGCAUUUCUGCUCUCUUAAAUGGUUCAAAUAUUUUUCAUAUCCAAAAUCAGGAAAUAGUUCUUUGUUUUUUUAUGGUGGAUUUCCGUGUUCACCAUUUUAUGGUCUGAAUACGUGAGGAAUAAUUGUAACUGAAUUAUUGUUCGUGCUGCUUAUCUUCGUCAUUCCACUCUGGGCUCUAGCAUUUUCUGUUUCUUGAGGACUCAUCCUUGAAGAGCACUCCAAUUGUUCAGGUGCUGAAAGUAAAGUCACUUUCCGGCUGGGGAGAGUUGGGGGGUUCCGUAGGACUAUUUGACCUCGCAUUCUUCAAGAUCGGAAAAUCAAGGUAGAUAUCAUGAGUACUACUUUUGAAAGCUAGCAGAUCUUUGAAGAUUGUGCAUUCACUAAUUUGUCAUUCAUCUACUUGGAUGAAAGCAUAGCAGGUACACAAAAAGAAGGAAACCAGAAUGAAAAGUUCUGUAAAUUAGUAUCUCUGUCUUCUCUGUGUCGGAGAAGAAACUUGUGAAACUGCAAGGGACUAAGUGGGAAAGAUGUUAGAAGAAUUCUUUGAAUGAAAAUUGAGAAAUUGAGUAUCGAAGUAGAGUAUUGUUUGUCAUAAAUCUGCAUUGUCCACACAAACUAUAUGUCCUGAGGUAUGCAUAGUAGUCUCUUUACGUGUCUCAUCCUAAACAACGACUAACAUAAAGAUGGUCUGAUAAAAUCUUCAGGGUUUUAGACCGGGAUUCGUGAAAGGUGUAUACCUCAUGUACUUCCCUCUUUCAAAACCUUCUGUUUGAUAGAAACCUAUUUUUCUUCAAUUCACAUGCCCUCCAGUACUUCUACAAGUAGUGGCUGAACAUUUACGUGACAAGGGUUCAAUAAUUUCACGAGGUAGAUAGAAGAUUGAUUUUUUCCACCUUGAUAACCACAACAUUCAUGGCAAAAGCAGUCUGAGGACCGUUGGAUGAUGGUUUGUUGACAAACACUGAAGUGUCUACGGAAAAUGUGGUUAGUUUUCAAAGCAGCCGAUAUGGCCUCAAAACAAGAUCAAGUUUUCACGUGUUUUGAUGAUCACAGACUUCUUGAGAUUUUGCUUUUCCAUAAUAUGGGGUAGUGGAGCUCAUCCCGGAACAUCUCAGAUUUACACUCUUCCUUUCGAAUAUACUCGGAAGACCUUCAUCUCUGGGUGGGUUCCUAAAUUUGCUCCAUCCAUCUUGUGCCUAUGAGUCAUCUGUAAUGUAGACUGUUAUCGUAAAGCGAAGGAAGUCUCCAUCACAUACGUUUCAAGAUCAAAUAGUGAAGUCGGUUUUUGACUUGAAGAGCCUUCUUGCUUGGCAGACACUCUUGUGUAUCUAGAGCACUAGAGGUGAAUUAAACAAUAACACUGGGCUAGGCCAGUUCAUGACAAACGCAUAUCGCAAAAAUGUAGAGUCUCGACAGACUUUGCCUGCAAUUAUGGUGUCAUCUCAAUAGCCGGUGAGGAUAUCUCAGUGUUUACUUCUAGCGUUUCAUACUCGUCACUUUUUCAACCUUUCUGAUAACUUUCACUGGUCAUUCAUGCAUUAAGGAUGUGUGCGGGAGGGACAAAACUUUGAUCGAGUGCAGUUAGGCAUUAGAAAAUGUUUUCUGCUUCCAGCUUUGCAUCUUUAACUUGACAUGUAAGUUGCUUUUUUUUAAGCGAGCACUGACAUCUCACAAGUUCGAGGUGAAGAGCUUUCAGGUCUACUGCACUAGAACAAGCAACAUGUCUGCAAAACUGUGCUAACUUUUAUUUUGACACUUCACAUAUGUGAAACUCACCGUUUUCAUGCAGACUUGUGGCUUGUGGAAAAGAUGGCCGAGUGCACCUCUGGGAUCGACGAAGCAGUAAGGCGUCCUAUGCGACUAUGACUGUACAUGACACUGAACCGAGCCGAGGAUUGAACAGCAUUCAGUUGUCUAGUGAUGAGCAGAUGCUUUAUUGCGGAAGUGAAGGAGGAUAUAUUUACUUGUGGGAUUUGCGAGGAGGGAAGAAUUCGGCCUUUGUAUCGUCUGCUAAGGAUUAUAACCAACCUGUCGCAGCUAUAAGGAUUGAAAACCAGCUGAGAAAGAUUUCCAGCCUAAGGGCGCAGACGGAUAUUUGCCCUAGCUCGGUUGAUGCAAUAUCUUUGAAUCCAGCUUGUGAAAAGCAGCUUGCUUUCCAUCUCAGCUGUGGCUGGUCAGGGGUUCUAGAUAUGAGUACCUUAGACGUGACUCAUAUCCACUGUCCACCUCCCCCUUGGUCACAUAUAAUGAGUGACCAGAGGGAUUCGAUUUCAGUAUUUUCAACUCCGGGAGUUGCAACAGUUCCAACUUUUCAACCUCGGACCGAUGUUCGUCGGAGGAAGCCCGUGUGGCUAAAUACCUUCCCUGUGUAUGCUGUCGGAUCUGGAUCAGAUUCUAAAGUUCAUAUGCUUGAUUUCACGCUUGGGCCCAAGUCUCGAUAUUCCUUAGACCAUUACCGAUCUAACAGUGAGAAAGAGUGGCAAACAGAACUACGGACCUCAGAGGCAGUGGUUGCCAUUGCAUCUCACCCUUUGAAUGAUACUUUGGUUGCUGGUUGCGAGGAAGGGAAGCUGUUACUGAUAGGUCAGAAAAAGUCUUCCGUAGCAGAACACGAGAUCAGUGAAAUUGAUUUGGAGUCGAAGGUGCCAUCGGGAGAGGGUUCUGCAUUCGGUGCAAAGGCAGAAUAAUGCACCCUAAUCUCUUGCAUCAGAGCUUUGUCCCUAGUGUAAGAAACGGUGGUUACAUCAACAACAGGGCCGAGGUUUUGACUACGCAUGCGAAACUUGCGGCAUGAGUCGGACUCCAUAGCUCACGGUCGGCACGAGACAACUUCACUAUCUCGUCAAAGCUUUGACUCGAAGCUCUUUAAUGUGGAGCCAUAAAAGUUCUACUCUGUUCAAAAAAACGAACCUUCUUACGGUGUUACCAAAAGGCCUAAGGAUCUAGUACAAGGGCACGACGCAGAAAGUUUUGCAAAGUCGGAGGUCAAUGUACAUUGAGAAAUAUCCAAAAUUUUCAAUAAAGAGCCAAGGAUUUAUGCUUUGGACUUGGGCUACC